Molecule: messenger RNA, 2144 nt
Organism: Pezoporus flaviventris
Lineage: Eukaryota; Metazoa; Chordata; Aves; Psittaciformes; Psittacidae
Gene: USHBP1
Product: USH1 protein network component harmonin binding protein 1
Exons: 12
Coding region: 19-2073 (684 amino acids)
Source: RefSeq, a predicted model, not a curated record
AGGACAAAAAGGACGAGGAUGGUGAGAAGACAGAGGAGGACAUUGAGGGCAUCCUGCGCUAUGAGGAGUGCAUUGCUGGGCUGCUGGCCACAGUGGCCCAACUGCACCAGAGAGCAGAGCAGCUCCAGUGCCGCACCAGCAGGUACCAGAACGCUGCGGCCAUGGGGCACGGGGAUGUGGCACUGCCCUGGUGCACCCCGCUUCUGCUCUUCACCCUGCAGGGAGGAUGAGGAGGGCUGGGAGGGCACCACCAGCCUCCCUACUGCCAGCCCACAGCAACACCGCUUCGACGACACGCUCGGUGCUGCCACGGGUCUGGGAGCCCACAGCUCCGACCUCUUUGCGGACCUGCAGAACGUCGUGAGCUCGCUGGAGCGCGCCGUGUUCUCCCGGCACCAGCGCGCACCGGUGCGGCCUGCGCCCAGCAAGGAGUGGGCACGAGCGGCCAAGAGCCUGGAGGAGCUGGACCGGAGCCCGGGCCGGGCCGGGCGGGCGAUGGGACAGGCUCUGGAGGAGGCAGCGGCAGAGGAGGCAGCGGUGGCGGUGGCGGCAGCGGCCCUGGCAUCGAGGAACGCGGCGCUGCGGGCAGCCCUGGGGCACCGCCAAGAGGAGCUGAGCCGGGCCACGGCGGCGCUGCGGGUGCUGCGGGGGGAGCGCGACCGGCUGCAGCUCAAGGUUCGCGACUUGCGGGAUGCUCUGUCCAGGCUGGAGGAGCCGGGGGGCUUCGGGAGUGACACCGCCGGGGUCAGCAGCCCCCCGGUGCACAGGGAACCCCAGGACUCGCCCCAGUGCAGUGAGGAUGCUCAGCCCCACAACCCCCUCUCCCCCCAACCCUCGGAGGGUCCCAGCCAAGAGCAGCAGGAGCGGGUGCAGCAGCUGCAGGGGACUGCAAGAGCGACGCGGAGCGGCUCAGCAUGGUGCUGGGGCAGCACGAGUCCUGCAGCACCGCGCUGCGCCUGGCCCUGCGCUGCAGGUGGGGACGCGGGGACACGGGGACACGGCGGGGACACAGCCCGCGGUGCCACACUGAGCUCCUCUCCCUGCAGCGAGCGCUGCGGGGGGGCCUACGCCGCCCUCCUUGACCUGAUGUGGGCAAAGGUGCGCCGGGAGGAGUAUGGGGCCCAGGGGGGAGACAUGGGGCAGCAGAGCCCGGGGCAUGGAUGGGUGUCCAGCCCCACACCAGCGGAGGGGCUACAGUUCCAGGGCCGAGUGGAGCCGAAUGGGCAGGAGGAGAGUGGGGACAGCAGCUCCACCGCGCUGCAGAGCACCCCAGCACCGCGCGGGAUGGAGGAAGGGGCCCUUCGUGAGCACAUCCGCCGGCUGCGCGCGGAGCAGGCGGCCGUGGAGGCUUCUCUGCAGGACCCCCCAGCACCCAGCAGCACCCACCGCAGCGAGGACACCCGGGCCCGCGCCGAGCGGGUGCUGCUGGAAGCUCGGGCUCAGCUGCCCGGCUGGAGACGGCCAGAGAAAGCAGAGCUGCUGCAGGAGCUGGCGAUGCUCAAGGAGGCCAUGGCUGACUUGAAGAUGCGGUUGCAGCUGGUGGAGAGGGAAAAGCAAGGUCUAGAGGUGCUGGAAGCUGCGCAGGGCCCGCGGGAGUCUGCAUUGCACCUGGUGCUCCAGCACCUGCAGUGGGAGAGGGAUGAGGGGUUCAGCCACCCCCCCAGCAGCUCUAGCAGCAGCAAGGAGGAUGCCCAAAGUAGCCAGGUGGGAGCAGCGGCUCCUGGGUACCCUCCAGGCCCGGCAAGGAUGGGUGAAGAGCUGCUUCGUACCAUGAGCCGGACAGAGGAGCUGCGCGCCCGGGCACAGGCCCUGGUGCGUGCCCUGGAGGAGAGCAGUGCCAUCAGCCGCGCGCAGCAGGCGCAGUGUGUCACCGUCACUGCGGACUUCUUCCAUGCUCACAGCGCUCUGGCCCUGGCGUACCGCGGCGCCCGGCGGAAGCAGGCGGCUCAGCUGCGGCGGCUGGAGGGGCAGGCGGGGGCCCUGCGCAGGCAGCACGCCCGGCAGACGCAGGCGCUCACCCGCAGGCUGCACAGCCUGGAGCAGGGCACGGCCGGCAGCGAGACCUGCAUCUAGAGACCCCCAGGGACCCCCCGUGCCGGCAGGACGCCGCUGUAUCCCCAGGGAGAAUAAACCACUGAUGCUCA